CAUGUGAUUUAACAACCAAGGGCCAGCUCAGAAGUGGUUUUGCACACACCAAAUUGAGCCACACAAGGUUUUGCCACCAGGUACUGGGGAUAUGGCUCCAAAAAGGGUCUCAGGGGAAAGAAGUCUCGAGGUUGUAAAUACAAAGACACUUCUGGGCACAGAUUGUGGGUGAGUACUCUGGAGAAGCCUUGCUGUGUGCUGACCCUGGGCUUGUGCCAUUCCUGCAUUCAUUUGGCUACACAGACCUUACUCUGCCCCCUGUUUGAUCAUCAGCUGUAUUUGUUCCUAGUGUUCUGCACCUGAGAAAAUGUUCUUGGCAACUCAGGAGAUACAAAAUGCUGCUCCACUGACUGGCCAGACUUGGGGAAUAAUAGAAAACAAUAGAAAAUAAAUUGGUUUCUUCCUAGCUUGCCAUCUCCCCUGGUGUCAGAGCUGGUGUGUUCCCUCUGCUGCUGUCACCACCCUUAUGGCAAAACUGAUUUACAGCAGGAAUCCAGGCUCCCACCUUGUGUUUGGAAUAAAAAGGGAAUUUUCCCCUGUAAUUCUCUUAGCCAUGAAGAUGGACAUGACUUCACCUUGCAGACCCCCUAGCCACCUCUUCCCCAGCACUGCCCAGGCUUUGUCUUUUCAGAGUUCCACUGUCUCCUGCAUUUUGAAACAGGGCUGGGGUCUGGAGCAUCAUCUCACUUGGGUUUCUAAAGGUGGAUUUGUUUUUCCUGCUUUUGGAAAUGGCUGGAAAGCUUGGUCUGCAGAGAUCUUGCUCUCCACUGUUUCAGGGCUGCUGGAGCCACAUUUAUCCCUGGCAUUUAUCCCAUCCCCUGUCAUGGGCUCCAGGGUAGAGACCAGGGUGAACCUGACACCCUCACACUCCUUGAUACCCCAGCUUCACUCCAAGCACUUCAGUGAAUGUCCAGCCACCUGCAGCAACUCCUUCCCACCACCUUCUCCACUCCUUGGUUGUUCUGGAAUGAGGAAUGUUCUCCUGCCCUCGGCUUCAGAUCUGAAGGAGCCUGUGCACCUCGGCUGCUUCCACAGGGAUUGUCUCCAAAGAAAGUUCUCAGCCAGCUGUACAACACAAGGACUAAGGACACGUGGGGUACCCACUCCCUGUGUCAUGCCCUGGGAGAGGGUUUUGAGCCUGUUCCCUGAAGUUCCUGAGAACUGGAGUCACUCCUCACCUCACAUGUGCAGUCUAUGCACUCAGGGCUUAGAGGACUCUCUCUGGAAGGGAUGCUGACUCUGCCCUUGCUGAUACAUUCAGCCCUUGCUGAUGAUCCUUCUGGAAGCAUCUCCUGUGCCCAGGUGUGUGUAACCUGAGAUUCUCCUUUCUCCUCCUCAACUCCUGGAUAACCUCAUAAGCCCAUUCCUGGCCCUGAAAAUGUACACUGGGUCUGAGGUCUUCUAAAGAGGGCAGGGUUAGAUGGGAU
Corapipo altera (White-ruffed manakin) is the source of this 1427-nucleotide messenger RNA. RefSeq lists its product as uncharacterized. The record is from RefSeq and is a predicted model, not a curated record. The transcript has 4 exons. The coding region runs from base 467 to 1237 and encodes 256 amino acids. Lineage: Eukaryota; Metazoa; Chordata; Aves; Passeriformes; Pipridae.